GUUCCCAUGGGUGUUGAAACUAUAAAUCCAAGGAUUUUCUUCCUUCCACGGUCAGCCUGUUUACUCACACUCCUGUCUUUUCUUCUUCUAGCAGAUAAGUGAGGAAUACAGAAAGAUGUCUGACGCCCCCCAAGCAAAGCCAAAACCCAAGAUCACUUCAGCUCGCCGGCUGGGCUUGAAGAUAAGGCUGCUGAAUACAGCACUGGAAAUGUUGAUGGUAGAGAAGCGGGAUAAAGAAAAUGAGAGGCAGCAAGUGCUCACUGAGAGAGUUCCUCCGCUCAAACUUUCCGGUCUGUCAGUACAGGAAUUACAGCAACUUUGCAAGGAUUUACAUCACAAGAUCGACGUGAUUGAUGAGGAACGCUAUGACAUUGCCUUGAAGGUGGCCAAAAAUGACAAAGAGAUACAGGAAAUGAAUCAGAAGAUCUAUGAGAUCAAGAGCAAGCUGAAGAGGCCUAACCUGAGGAGAGUCAAACUGUCUGCUGAACACCUGCUAAGUGUCCUUCUGGGCUCCAAACACACACAGUCCAUUGAUUUCAAAGCUAACCUGAAGACAGUGAAGAAAGAAGAGGAGAAGAAAGAAGAGGUGACUGACUGGCGUAAAAACGUAGAGGCCAUGUCUGGAAUGGAGGGCAGGAAGAAGCUGUUUGAUGCUGGACAGUAAAAGAUGGCAGCAGUACCAAACCAAAGAUGACAUCAAAGAUCUGCAGUUCUUCUUUUGCCCUACCGAUGGCAGUCUACAACAACAUAUCAGGAAGAAGAAGAAACACUCAGCUUGUCAGCCAUCUCUUCCUUUAUGUUCAAGAUUGCAGAUGAUUUCAGAUCUGAAUUAAUUAAGGUUUUAUGAAAAUAUUAAAAUAUCAUUCAAUAUUCCAA
This is a messenger RNA of Labeo rohita (rohu), 876 nucleotides long. RefSeq names its product troponin I, slow skeletal muscle-like. Lineage: Eukaryota; Metazoa; Chordata; Actinopteri; Cypriniformes; Cyprinidae. The transcript has 9 exons. Gene Ontology annotation, cellular component: troponin complex. The coding region runs from base 116 to 664 and encodes 182 amino acids. Gene Ontology annotation, biological process: muscle contraction. The record is from RefSeq and is a predicted model, not a curated record.